AAAAAAAAUAAAAAGAGUACAACAAUACCCAUCAUCACUUUUAAAGGGAUAGUAUUUGAAGCAAUAGAAUGUUGGAUAUUAACGCAUUUCUCGUAGAAAAGGGUGGAUACCCAGACAAGAUUAAGGUCUCCCAAAAGAAGAGAGGUGACUCUGUUGAAUUGGUUGAUGAAAUUAUUGAAGAUUACAAGUCAUGGACCAAAAUUAGAUUUGAAUUGGAUGCUUUGAACAAGUCUCAAAACGCCAUUCAAAAGGAAAUCGGACAAAAGUUCAAGUUGAAGGAAGAUGCCACCGAAUUAUUGGCCAAGAAGGACGAACUUGCCAACGAAAAGAAGGUUUUGGUUGAAAGAGAACAAGCCGCAGACAAGGGAUUACGUUUCAAGGUCAACCAAGUUGGUAACCUUGUCCACGAAUCCGUUGUUGACUCUCAAAGUGAAGACAACAACGAACUUGUCAGAACCUGGAAGCCAGACACCUACGAAAAGGUUGAACAAGUUGCUGCUGCCACCAACAAGCCAGCUGCUCUUUCUCAUCACGAAAUCUUGUUGAGAUUGGAUGGUUACGACCCAGAAAGAGGUGUUAGAAUCGUUGGUCACCGUGGUUACUUCUUGAGAAACUAUGGUGUUUUCUUGAACCAAGCUUUGAUCAACUAUGGUUUGAGUUUCUUGGCCAAGAACGGUUACACUCCAUUACAAGCCCCAGUCAUGAUGAACAAGGAUGUUAUGGCCAAGACCGCUCAAUUAUCUCAAUUCGACGAAGAAUUGUACAAGGUUAUUGAUGGUGAAGAUGAAAAAUACUUGAUUGCCACCUCUGAACAACCAAUUUCCGCUUAUCAUGCUGGUGAAUGGUUUGAAUCUCCUCAAGAACAAUUGCCAGUCAGAUACGCUGGUUACUCUUCUUGUUUCCGUAGAGAAGCCGGUUCCCACGGUAAGGAUGCUUGGGGUAUUUUCAGAGUUCAUGCCUUUGAAAAGAUUGAACAAUUUGUUUUGACUGAACCAGAAAAGUCUUGGGAAGAAUUUGAUAGAAUGAUUGGUUUAUCUGAAGAAUUCUACAAGUCCUUGGGAUUGCCAUACAGAGUUGUUGGAAUUGUUUCUGGUGAAUUGAACAAUGCCGCUGCCAAGAAGUACGAUUUGGAAGCUUGGUUCCCAUACCAAAAGGAAUACAAGGAAUUGGUUUCUUGUUCUAACUGUACCGAUUACCAAUCCAGAAACUUGGAAAUCAGAUGUGGUAUUAAGCAACAAAACCAACAACAAAAGAACUACGUUCAUUGUUUGAACUCUACUUUGUCUGCUACUCAAAGAGCCUUGUGUUGUAUUUUGGAAAACUACCAAACUGAAGACGGUUUGGUUAUUCCAGAAGUUUUGAGAAAGUACAUUCCAGGUGAACCAGAAUUCAUUCCAUUUGUCAAGGAAUUACCAAAGAACUCCACUUCCAACAAGAAAAACAAGAAAUAGAUGACAUAAUAUAGUGAAUAGUAU
This is a messenger RNA of [Candida] anglica, 1475 nucleotides long. NCBI's taxonomy places the organism in Eukaryota, Fungi, Ascomycota, Pichiomycetes, Serinales, Debaryomycetaceae. The record is from the annotation of a GenBank genome assembly.